Molecule: messenger RNA, 1746 nt
Organism: Meyerozyma guilliermondii ATCC 6260
Lineage: Eukaryota; Fungi; Ascomycota; Pichiomycetes; Serinales; Debaryomycetaceae
Gene: DIP5
Product: Dip5p
Exons: 1
Coding region: 1-1746 (581 amino acids)
Biological process (GO): amino acid transmembrane transport
Cellular component (GO): membrane
Molecular function (GO): amino acid transmembrane transporter activity
Source: RefSeq, a predicted model, not a curated record
AUGACCACAGAUUUUGAGAAGGGCCUCUCGAGGCAGUCGACUGAUGUCCACUCGAUGUUGUCGAGACAUACCGAGGAUUACAAUCUUUAUGUAGCACGGUCGAACCCAUCAACAAAUCUCGCAUACGAAGAAGGUCAUGCAUUGAAAAAACGUUUAGAUGCAAGACAUGUUACUAUGAUCGCUAUUGGAGGUGCCUUGGGUACAGGGUUGUUGAUUGGAACCGGUUCCGCUUUGAAAACGGCCGGUCCCGGUGCUAUUUUGGUGGCCUACUCGGUGAUCGGUUUCGUGGUAUAUAUGGUUAUGUGUGGGUUGGGAGAGGUAGCAACGUUUGUUCCUCUUGCCAAUGGUUUUGCGGGUUACUGUAACCGGUACGUGGACCCAGCUUUGGGUUUUGCUUGUGGCUAUGUCUAUCUUUUCAAGUACUUGAUCUUGCCGGCUAACCAGUUGGUGGCUGGUUCACUUACGGUACAAUAUUGGGUCAGCAAAGAGAGAUUGAAUCCGGGGGUUUGGAUCACGAUCUUCUUGUUGAUUAUCGUGGGUGUGAAUGUGUUAGGUGUGAGAUUUUUCGGAGAAAUCGAGUUUUGGUUAUCAACCUUGAAAGUCAUCACUUGCUUGGGAUUGAUUUUACUCUUGUGGGUGAUUGCUCUUGGAGGCGGUCCUACCCACGACAGAAUUGGCUUUAGGUACUGGAAGAACCCAGGAGCAUUUUUACACUACGCUGAUGCUUCCAAGGAUUUGUUUAUUCCCGGCUCAAAGGGCCGUUUUGUGGCUUUUGUUUCUGUCUUGGUCACAGCAGUUUUCGCUUUCUUGGGUACAGAAUUGUGUGGUAUCACGUUUGCCGAGUGUGCUCGUCCCAGAAGAGCCAUUCCAAAAGCCAUUAAAUUGACAUUUUAUCGUAUUGUGGUUUUCUAUGUGCUUUCCAUUUUCUUUUUGGGAAUGUGCGUUUCGCCUAAAGAUCCACUUCUUUUGUCUGCAUCUGGAAGCGACGCCAGUGCUUCUCCUUUUGUCAUUGCCAUCAAGAAUUCAGAGAUACAUGGAUUGGACCACGUUAUCAACGCUUGUAUCUUACUUUUUGUUUUAUCGGCUGCAAAUUCUGAUAUGUAUAUUUGCUCCAGAACCAUUUAUGGGUUGGCAGUUUCAGGUUACGCGCCCAAAUUCUUCUCCAAAACUAACAGAAUGGGUGUUCCUUACUACGGAGUGGGCUUAAGUUUCCUCUUUUGCUUGUUGGCAUACAUGACAGUGUCCAGUGGAGCCGCCGAGGUGUUCCAGUACUUUGUCAAUGUCGUCAGUUUGACCGGUUUAAUUGCCUGGGCAUGUAUCCUCGUGAUCCACAUAAAAUUCAUGAGAGCGUGCAAGAAGCAAGGAAUCGAUAGAAAGCGGGAUUUGGCUUACAGAUCUCCAUUCCAACCUUUUGGUUCAUAUUUUGCAUUGGUGGUUUGCGUGAUUGUGAUCUUUGUGAAAAACUUUACCGUGUUCUUGGGUAGCACUUUCACCUACAAGUCGUUCAUAACUGGCUACAUCGUGUUGCCUGUGUUUGUGAUCAUGGGUCUUGCCUACAAACUCAUUAAGAAAACUUCGAUAAUCAGAUCGAGCGAUGUCGAUUUGGAAACUUUUAAAGACGUCAUUGAUGCUGAAGAAGAAAAGUUUGCCGCAGACGCUGCUGAAAAGGAAGCUCUCAGAGAGGCACAAGGAAACCCCCACGACAAGGAAUGGUACUACAACAAGUUCAUCGGAUGGCUUUUCUAG